Molecule: messenger RNA, 1824 nt
Organism: Puntigrus tetrazona (Sumatra barb)
Lineage: Eukaryota; Metazoa; Chordata; Actinopteri; Cypriniformes; Cyprinidae
Gene: tmem205
Product: transmembrane protein 205
Exons: 4
Coding region: 277-843 (188 amino acids)
Source: RefSeq, a predicted model, not a curated record
ACCAGUUUUCUUCGGAAGUGAUCGCAGAAAGACCCGCACAAAGAGACGCAUGAACUCGGGCACGCUUUUGCUAUAGAGCGACACUAUUCACUCCGAGAAGGAAACAGCUUCAGUGUGUCACCGCUUGCGUAAGGAACAGAAAUUGCGCGAACGACUAUCGCGGAAGUCUUGAAACGCGCUGAUGAAAUUUCAUUAAUAACUGGACAGAAAGUAAACUGACGCAAAUUAGAUCAGCGGACCCGAGAGCGCGACCGAUCGGGAUCAUCGAAGUUGACUAUGGCUACCGAGGGAGAUCCCACCGACUUUGUGAAAGUGCUUCACCUUCUGGUCAUUUCCUUCACCUGGGGAAUGCAGGUGUGGGUGUCUUUCAUAGCAGGUUUUGUGCUGAUUUCCCAGGUAUCCAUGCACACGUUCGGCCUCGUGCAGAGCAAGUUAUUCCCAUUUUACUUCUACUUCCUGCUGGGUGCCAACGCGGUCAGUCUGGCCAUAUACGCCGUGUACCACCCUAGAGAACUGCUGGACUGGCACGAGAGCGUGCAGAUGAGCCUGUUCUUCGUGGCCGUGAUCAUGGCCGGCCUGAAUGCGCAGUGGUUCGGUCCGUCUGCCACGGAGUGCAUGCUGGUCAUGCAGGGGAUCGAGAGGGAGCACGGUCUGGGGAAUCAGGUGGGUAUGAGCUCCAAUAAGGAAGGAUACGCCAAACUACGCGAGAAGGACCCAAAGUACAAGGAGCACAGGACCACCUUCUACCGCUACCAUGGUCUGUCCAGCCUCUGCAACCUUAUAGGCUUUUUCUCCAUUACAGUCAACCUCAUUUACCUGGCCCUUCACCUGGGAACUAUAUGAGAGUCGAGUCUGACAGAUACUUGUCUUGUGUAUGUCCUCUCUGUCUGUUUUGUAUAACGAUAACGCUUCUAAUUUUUGUACAAAAAUGUUUAGCCUUCUUUUAAAGUUAAAAGAACAAAAUUCAGAUGCAACCGAACCGAAUCAAAAGUAGGUUUUUGCAUUCACACCGUCUUUAAAAGCGAAGUCCGAUCCGUUUUAUCCGUGCCCGGGUUUCAGCUCAGUUUGUCAGUGGCUUUCCUUUUUAAAUCAUUCUGCAUGAUUGUGAAUCGCUCCGAAAAUGUAUGAAACGCAUAUAUUUUGGGGUUUAUGAUUGCGUAAACACGCCCAGCCAUACGAAAAGAUGCUAUUAUGUACGUUAGCAGUAUUUCUCCUUACUUUCAAAAUGCUUCAAACUGGGUAAUUUGCAUUGAAUCUUUUGUUUAUAAUAAACAGACUGUCUAUUUAAAGAUACAGUAGUGAUAAUAUAGCCGUUUAUGAUUGUUUUAAUUUGUUGAAGUAUCCACUGUCAUUUGUUUUUGCCUCACUUUUUCACAAUGUGAACAAUGCAUGUGUUUUCCACCAGAGGGCUGUUUGUGAACAACGAGAGGAUCAGUUUUAGAUUUGUCUAUCACAAAAUGCUGUUUACAUUCCCAAUAGAAUGAAUGACACUAAAAUUGCAAUUAAGCUCCGUGCAAAAGCAAUGAAUAGUAACUGAACCUUUGAUCUUCUCUGUAAACUUGAUGUUUGACCAGCAAAGCAAACUCUUUUAUCGCUGGACGUGGAGGACGGAGAAGAUUGAAGACACACAAAUGUGAUUCACGUUGCUUUUUUUUCUACAUUUUCAAGCCUUUGUUGUGAAGAUUUGUUCAUCUUUACAGUUUGUUUAAUCAAUUUCCAUGUUAAUAAUGACAGUACAAACGUUGCUUGUGUGUACUGAAAACGGACAGAUAUUUUAAUCGACCUUGAAAAAGCAUUUGUUCCUAUAAAGACGCAGCAAACGUG